Paramecium pentaurelia is the source of this 852-nucleotide messenger RNA. Lineage: Eukaryota; Ciliophora; Oligohymenophorea; Peniculida; Parameciidae. The record is from the annotation of a GenBank genome assembly.
AUGGUUGUUCCAAAUGAAGUUAAAGAUAUAGGAAUAGCUUGUAAAAGGUUUCUAUUUACAACAGAAUUUUCAGGCUUUCUUAUAUUAACAUUAUUUUAGAAUGAAUUAAUUCUAUCAAUUGGAAUUAGAUUAUUGAUUGAAGCAAUAUUAGCUGCAUAUUUUUAUAUAAAAUGUAGUGAUUCAUCAGGUAUUCCAUUAUAAGGUGAUGAUGAUUUGGAAUUAUCAUAAUUAUCGAUUUCAACUUAACAAAGAGAUAAUUCUUAAUAAGAAUCAUAAAUACCUAUAAGAAAUAUUUGUUAGGAAUGCAAGAUAAUUUAACCAUUUAGAACUAAACACUGCACAAAAUGUAAGAAAUGUAUACCAAAAUAUGAUCAUCAUUGUUUUUGGGUAGGAGGAUGCAUAGGUGAAUUAAAUCAUAGAAUAUUUUGGUUGUUUUUAUUUUUUUAAUGUUUACUAUGUUUUGAUAGUUUAUUUUAGUUUAAUAAACAAUUAAGUCUUUAUUCAAUUUAUGAAGAAGAACAAAAGGAUAAUAAAUAUUAAUAUUAAUAUUUUGUGAUAUUAUUAUUUGGAGCAAUUUCAUUUGGAUUUGGUAUUUUUACAGGUGCUUUAUUAUUAUAUCAUACUAUGUUAAUUGUUACUGGAUAGACAACUUGGGAACAUACAAAAAGAGAUAAAAUUACAUAUUUAAAAUUUUAUCCAAAAUUUUAUCAUCCUUAUAAUUAUGGAUUGAUUGUAAAUAUGAGACUUACAUUUUUUCAUAAUAAUAAACAAUCAUAUUGGAUUCCACCAUAAAAAGAUUAAAUAUAAGAAUAAUGUAAUUUAUUUGAUAACAAGUAUUACUCAUGUUGUUGA